This is a messenger RNA of Protopolystoma xenopodis, 540 nucleotides long. Lineage: Eukaryota; Metazoa; Platyhelminthes; Monogenea; Polystomatidea; Polystomatidae. The record is from the annotation of a GenBank genome assembly.
AUGAGGGCCCGACGCCUUGAUCCCAGUUGUGCAAUUGGAUUCUUCUGUAGCCAACCUACUGAUAUUUCUGCCCUGCUAGAUCGCCUGCCUGCCCUCACUGCUCUCGCUUGCACCCCGGUGACUCGGUCUGGUCCUAAAUCAAGUGAUAACUUCCCUCUCUUUUCAAAAAAAUCCACCAUUGGGGACUCCAAACCGGCUGAUUCUCGAUUCCAAGUUGCGAGUACCACAGCCAGUCAUAACACUUCUCGUCCAUUCAAUUCGAAGACUUUUAAACUAGACUUGCUAGAUCGGCCCAACUUCAACACUACUUCUCAAUCACCGCCUGCUCGUUUGAUUCCAAAGCGCAGCCUUAUAGAGGUAUUCGAUUCUCCACUCGAUCUUGUCACGUCCAGGCGGAUACCUAACAAAGCUGGCAAUGGAAGACUGGUUGAUAUGGCUGAACAUGAGAAUCUGAAAUCUAUGUUCCGAUAUCUCGAUGAAACCAGCCUUUUGGUAGAUCCUGAAGCUGCCAUUGUCGUGUCAAGCGAAAGUGCAAAUUGA